This is a messenger RNA of Candidula unifasciata, 1276 nucleotides long. Lineage: Eukaryota; Metazoa; Mollusca; Gastropoda; Stylommatophora; Geomitridae. The record is from the annotation of a GenBank genome assembly.
AUGGCCACAGUGGGAGAACAGAUACAGAUCAGCACACACACUAUCGACAAGGUGACCAAGGCAAAAGUCACCCUGGAGAACUACUACAGCAACCUGGUGUCUCAGAACGAUGAGCGCGAGUGUAGACAUCGGCGCCUAGAGAAAACGAUGAACGAAGAAGGCCUCAGUGAUGAGCAGAAAAGCGAGCGUCGACUUCAGCACGCCGUGAAGGAGACGGAAUUUCUCCGGCUGAAGCGAUCCCGUUUGGGCGUGGAUGAUUUUGAAUCACUCAAGGUUGUCGGUCGGGGCGCUUUUGGCGAGGUCCGCUUGGUGCAGAAGAAGGACACAGGUCAUGUGUAUGCCAUGAAGAUCUUGAGGAAAGCCGACAUGGUGGAGAAGGAUCAGAUUGCCCAUGUAAGAGCAGAAAGGGAUAUCUUGGCCGAGGCUGACCACCAGUGGGUGGUCAAGAUGUACUACUCCUUCCAGGACACGAGUUGUCUCUACUUGAUCAUGGAGUUCUUGCCUGGAGGUGAUAUGAUGACCCUUUUGAUGAAAAAGGACACACUGACCGAGGAGCAGACUCAGUUCUAUAUUGGAGAGACAGUACUGGCGAUUGACUCUAUACACAAGCUGGGCUUUAUUCACAGAGACAUCAAACCUGAUAAUCUCCUCUUGGACAACCGGGGUCAUAUCAAGCUGUCAGACUUUGGUCUAUGUACAGGGAUGAAGAAGUCACACAGGACUGACUUCUAUAAGGACUUGUCGUCAAACUCAAAGUCCUCCACCAACUUCGGCAGGGAUCUAGCCAAUGGAAACCCCAUGGACUCUAAGAGGAAAGCUGAGAGCUGGAAGCGGAAUAGACGAGCACUGGCGUACUCAACUGUGGGAACUCCUGACUACAUUGCCCCAGAGGUCUUCAUGCAGAACGGGUACACAAGCUCAUGUGAUUGGUGGUCCUUGGGUGUCAUCAUGUAUGAAAUGCUUAUAGGUUAUCCCCCCUUCUGUUCUGAAAAUCCGCAAGAGACCUACAGAAAGGUUAUGAACUGGCGAGAGACACUCAUCUUCCCACCAGAGAUGCCUAUUUCCAAUGAGGCCAGAGAUCUUAUAAAAAGGUUUUGCUGUAAUCCAGAUACUAGAAUCGGCUCCAAUUGUGUAGAGGAGAUCACAACCCAUCCUUUCUUUAGGGGUCUUGAUUGGGAGCAUAUAAGAGAGCGGCCGGCCGUCAUUCCUGUCGACAUUAAAGGCAUAGAUGACACGUCCAACUUUGACGACUUCCCAGAGAUUGACCUGAAGCUUC